AUGGGUAAUUUUGGUUUUAUCGUUGAAACUGAUCAUAAACCACUUGAAAAUUUUCACAAAGAACAAAUCAGCAAUAAACGCGUGACGAAUUGGCUUUUCAAAUUACAAUAUAUUUUACCACAAAUCAUUGCAAACAAAUAUCGUACAGAUGCAAAUACUGCAGCUACUAAUUAUAUAUCACCACAUUUUCCUUCAUUCGAACCUAUCAAUACUAGUUCAGCUGUCGUCAAUGAAUUACAUGAUGACUGGCCAACAGGUUCUGAAAAUUGA
Messenger RNA from Rotaria sp. Silwood1, 270 nucleotides. The record is from the annotation of a GenBank genome assembly. Lineage: Eukaryota; Metazoa; Rotifera; Eurotatoria; Philodinida; Philodinidae.